AUGGCUAAAGUUGGCAAGGGCUAUCAAAUUCCAUUAUCAUGGGUUCCAGCAAAAGGUGGUCCUAUCCCAGAAAGAGCAAUUAGUAUUGCUGAUGGUGUCUUUGUUGUUCGAUGUCGACAUAAUGGUCAAUGGAUUCCUGGAAAGGCUAUCAAAGGACACUCUACAAGUUAUUAUGGAAAUGGUGGACAAGAGAUACAAUGUACAGAAUAUGAAUUUUUGUGUGACAGUAGAUUUCCACAAUCUAAAAGCUGUUAUGAAUGGCUACCAGAAAAGGGUGGCAGAGUGCCAAAAAACGCUAUCGUCGCAGGUAUGGUAGGCCUUUCGCCAGUGUAUGUCGCCAAAGGAGUUGUAAAUGGAAAACAAUGUGUUGGAAAGGUUCAUGAAGGUCAUACAUGUGCUCAUCUACCAAGUCAUGGAGUGGAGUAUCCAGUAGAUGAAUAUGAAGUCUUAGUUUUGAAAAAAAAGAAGAAAGAAUGA
Molecule: messenger RNA, 477 nt
Organism: Heterobilharzia americana
Lineage: Eukaryota; Metazoa; Platyhelminthes; Trematoda; Strigeidida; Schistosomatidae
Source: the annotation of a GenBank genome assembly